AUGAUCUACAAAUCCAACUACGAACUUCAUUCCCGAGAGUCUUUCGACAGUAGACGCUCACCUCCACCGGAGGAACUUCUCUCCCCCUUGGCAACGCUCUACCCGCAUGUCGCAGCUCUGCAACCGCAGUACGACCCUACCAGCUGCACCUUCACCGGUUACCGCCACACAGGCUAUUGGGCCGCGGCUUAUACUACUCAACCACUCGAUGAACCGACUUUGACUCGCCGACCAAAUGAAAAUCUAUCUUGUCGGUUCGUUUCCAAACUACGUCGCUUUCAAUUCAAACGUCGGCUGCUCAGCCGGGACGAUUUUAAACAUCGUCGACGAUCCCAGGCGACUGCAUACACCGCCUGA
This is a messenger RNA of Penicillium waksmanii, 357 nucleotides long. RefSeq lists its product as uncharacterized. NCBI's taxonomy places the organism in Eukaryota, Fungi, Ascomycota, Eurotiomycetes, Eurotiales, Aspergillaceae. The record is from RefSeq and is a predicted model, not a curated record. Bases 1 to 357 code for a protein of 118 amino acids. The transcript is spliced from 3 exons.